CAUAUAAAUCCUUUUUACAUUUUAUUAUAUCAUAUCACCUUCAAGACCGGAGUGUAUACAUACAUAUUAGAAACGCAGAGAUGGUCAGUAUCUUUCUUUAACACCCGUUACAUCUAAUCAAAUACUCAACAGUUAGAAGCAUACCUCAGCAUCUGGUUUUGGACUAUUUAAUUAUCAGUUUCAUUCAACCCAUGUUUGAGAAGUAUCUCAUCAAGAGAUAAUCAUAUAGUUUUCUAAAUGGCCCCAAAAACUCAAGAAACUAUUAACUCUAAAUUAGCUUUAGUUAUCAAAUCUGGUAAAUAUACCUUAGGUUAUAAAUCAGUUGUUAAAUCUUUAAGAACUGGUAAAGCUAAAUUAGUCAUUAUUGCUGGUAACACUCCAGUUUUAAGAAAAUCUGAAUUAGAAUAUUACGCUAUGUUAUCUAAAACUCCAGUUUACUACUUCCAAGGUGGUAAUAAUGAAUUAGGUACUGCUUGUGGUAAAUUAUUCAGAGUUGGUACUUUAUCUAUCUUAGAUGCUGGUGAUUCUGAUAUCUUAACCUCUGUUUAAAUUAAUUCAGUUUAAUUUAUUCACGAAAGAUAUCUUUAAACCAAUAAUAAAAAAUCUUUUUUGAUUUAUAUCUGUAUAUAUAUAUUAUAAUAUAAAUAUUUACUUUAUACUA
Molecule: messenger RNA, 661 nt
Organism: Scheffersomyces coipomensis
Lineage: Eukaryota; Fungi; Ascomycota; Pichiomycetes; Serinales; Debaryomycetaceae
Gene: RPL30
Product: 60S ribosomal protein eL30
Exons: 2
Coding region: 238-549 (103 amino acids)
Cellular component (GO): cytosolic large ribosomal subunit
Molecular function (GO): structural constituent of ribosome; RNA binding
Source: RefSeq, a predicted model, not a curated record